Lactuca sativa (garden lettuce) is the source of this 1017-nucleotide messenger RNA. NCBI's taxonomy places the organism in Eukaryota, Viridiplantae, Streptophyta, Magnoliopsida, Asterales, Asteraceae. The record is from RefSeq and is a predicted model, not a curated record.
CCGAGAUUGGUGGGAGUCAGUGGGUGACUCGAUGGGAGCCUCGGCUAUCGAGGCAAUGACCUGGUCGGACUUUGUGGCUAGGUUCAGGGCAGAGUUUGCACCAGCGGUCGAGCUUCAGCAGCUGGCCAGGGAGUUCUUAGACAUGAGGCAGACGACAGAGACCGUGGCGGAGAUCACCGCCAAGUUUCGGGAGAGGGCUUUAUUGGUGCCCCAGUAUGCAGGUGACGAGGAUAUGAGGAGGACUCGUUACCACGAUAUGCUACGAGCUGACAUUCGGGAGCAUGUUAGUUUUUCGGCUUGCCCUACCCUGGACUCCAUGAUUGCUAGGGCUAGGGAGAGAGAGAUAGAUUUGGAGCACAUCCGGAAACGGAAACUUGAGGAUGGUCAGUCAUCGGGGGCUUCGGGGAAGAAGCCCAAGGGAUCAGAUGGGAGGCCGAAAGGCCAGUCGGGACCAAGCCGCUGCAGGAGGUGCGGCAGGCCGCACGAGGGGGCGUGCAGGAUGGGAUCGUCAGGCUGCUACAAGUGCGGCAAGUUUGGGCAUAUCAGCAGGGAUUGCACUGCUCCUGCGACCGUUAUUCAGACAUCGGAGUUGCUGUGUUUCCACUGCAACCAGAGGGGCCACAAGAAGGCCAAUUGCCCCAUGUUGACAACUUCAGCGCCAGUAAAGGCGCCAGCUCCAGCGACCCUGCGGAUCACGGAUGGCCGUCAGGGCAAGGCAGAGGCUCCAGUGGUGAGGAGUCGGGCAUUCCAGUUGACUGCCGAGGAGGCACGCGCCGCGCCCGAUGUGGUGACGGGUACCUCUGCAUCGAAGGGGAAGGAGCCGGCGCGGUAGCGGCACGUCAUACACACACUCUUCGGUUUCCGCAUUUAUGAGAUUUACUGGGAUUGUACUCUGAUAUUUGAUGGGAUGUACGGUUUGGCUUUUGAGAACAUGGUUGCAAUGUGUUAUGGUGUGAACAAACAAUGUUUCUUUUUAUUUAGACAAUGUUUUUAUUUAUUAAUAUUUUCUAAAGUAAU